AUGUCAGAUGAACAUAUGCAGCUACUAGCUAAUUCAUUCGUUUUGUUUCUAACUGCAUCUGCAAAGUCUAUGCCUUCACGCGGAUCGAAUUCCAUAGUAACACCACCACUUGUUAUAACUUUCAUAACUCUUCUCCGAACUGCAAAUUAUGCUUUCAUUAGAAUAGAAGCUCCUACGGACCAAAGGGGCGAAUCUAAAGAUUCAUCUGAAAUUGAUUUAUUAGAAGAACAGAUUUCUAAGCGAAUACCGAAAUUAAAAAGAAGGAGAAAAGAAAAAAGUAUUUCUACGGAAGAUGUUUCGCACUCUCCAGUAAAUUCUAACGAUACUCCUAAACAGAUAGUGCCACAAUGUGAUUCUGAUACUCCUGAACAAAUAGAAAAUAUAUCCGAUAACACAUCUAAUUCUAAUAUCCAAGAAUCGGAAACCCGAUGCUCUACAUCUUCUAUCUACGCAGAAUCUAUAUCGCCGGAAGAUAAGGAGAUUGUUGAAUUUCUGGAAUUACAAAAUAAGGAAAGAAUUAAGCGAUCGAAUUUAUCCUGUGACAUAAAAACCGUUACAAAUGGUAACGAUCAAAAUUCUGUACCAUCAUGCAAUACUACUGGUAACUAUCAAAACUUGGAAUUAUUAUAUGAUACAAAAACUGUUAAUAUCGGUAAUGAUGCGGAGUUAUAUUCUGAUUCAUCAGAUGAAAUACCUGGUCUUGAUAGAAAUCAAGUUACUGAACAAACUUUGAAACGAGAUCUUAUUAAAUCUACUGCUAUGGCGGAAUCCAAUGAACACUACCCGAAGAAAGUAAUUGAGGAUUCUACACAAAGUUUAACUUAUUGGUUUGAAAAGGCUAUUAAAUCUGGCCUAAAAGAAAUCCUAUGCUGGUAUCAUUAUUCCUUUGAAAUUGAAAAUAAAGUUAAAAACAUUACGGCAGAUGGGAAGAUUAAGGAUAAGACAGCAAGAUCAAUGAUAUAUAAAGAAAUGUUACAAUAUCUACCUAAUGUUACUUGUGGAUUCGAACCAAUAGAGCUAAAAAAAUCUCAAGCUAUUUGGAGAAAAGGGUGUUGGAAUCAAUAA
Messenger RNA from Diversispora eburnea, 1065 nucleotides. The record is from the annotation of a GenBank genome assembly. Lineage: Eukaryota; Fungi; Glomeromycota; Glomeromycetes; Diversisporales; Diversisporaceae.